Messenger RNA from Danio rerio (zebrafish), 2407 nucleotides. NCBI's taxonomy places the organism in Eukaryota, Metazoa, Chordata, Actinopteri, Cypriniformes, Danionidae. The record is from RefSeq and is a predicted model, not a curated record.
AAUCAUGAUGGAGUUGAUAAAGUACAGUCACGAGCUCCCUGUAAUCCCGUCUCCAUCGCAGCGCUGCCCGCAGGGAGAGUUGCGCGUUCCCGCAGCGCCAGAGCUCGCGUGCCGUUCAACACGCGGGUCACGCAGGGCCGGACAGGGCGAGCGAGCGGUCAACAACAGGACCACUACACGGCAAGAACAGAUGACCACCAGCUCCUAAAGGUGAGGGGAGAAACAUAAUAAUAAAACUGCUGGAUGUUUUUUAGGGGAGCUUCAUCACACGGAUGAGUAGCCGCGCGCGAGUAAAACAGGCCUUUGAGUGAGGAGAAACAAUGACAGAGGGCGUGGAGGUUCAUCAGCCCCAACCGAACACUACUGUAACCCGAAGCAGAGCAUCUUCUCUGCAGGCCUUUGAGAACGCGGACACGGCCAGCUGCAAGUCUGAGGAGCCGGACCAAGAAGAAGAAGAAGAGCAGUCCUCCUCCACCCUUCCAGAGGAGCGGCACUGUUCAACUGGAGGCCAAGCAAAUGCACAGCUGGCUCCUGAUGGAGGCUGGGGUUGGGUGGUCGUUGCUGCCACAAUUCUGGUCUUAGCCAUGACUCUGGCUUUCCCGUCCUGCAUCGGGAUAUUUUACACAGAGCUGCAGAGCGACUUCCAGGCAAGCAACACCGAGACGUCAUGGGUGCCGGCCAUCAUGAUGGCAGUGCUGCACGCAUGCGGCCCCAUAUGUAGUGUUCUAGUGGAGCGCUGUGGUUGCCGUGCAACUAUAAUUAUUGGCGGGAUCCUUAGCGGACUGGGAAUGGCAGCCAGCUCAUUUGCACAGACAAUGGUAGAGCUGUAUAUCACCGCUGGCAUUAUCACAGGAAUGGGAUUCUCUUUGUGUUUCCAGCCAUCGAUCACCAUGGUGGGCCACUACUUUGUGCGUCGCAGGGCGUUCGCCAAUGCCUUGUCUUCCACUGGCACCGCACUGGGUCUCAGCAUCCUUCCAUUGCUGGCUAACUAUCUGCUCAGAAACUUUGGUUGGCGGGGUAGUUUUCUGGUACUCGGAGGGGUUCUGUUGAACUGUUGUGUUUGUGGCGCAGUGAUGCGCCCCCUUGCAGCCAAACCAAAAACGGAAACCAGAACCAAAGAGACGGACAAUCACCACCUCAAAACCAACUGCCUUUCUGUUCAUCAGGGCCUAAAAGGUCGUCUGCGGGCAACUCUCUCCACAAUUAUGACUUUCCUGCGCCGGCACAUGGCUUUCGACCUGCUGUGCAGUAACCCAUACUUCUGUGCCUAUGCUCUUGGGGUGUCCUGGAUGAUGCUGGGUUUCGUGGUGCCUCUAGUUUAUCUGGUUCCUUAUGCCACUGCAUACGGUAUGGAACAAGACCAAGCAGCUCUCCUGAUGGCCAUUUUGGGAUUGAUCAACAUCAUAGUUCGACCAGCAACAGCGAUCGUUUUUGGGCUCCCUCGUUUCAGAGGAAGCCAUAAUUUCGCCUACCUCUUUGCAAUAGCCGUGGUAAUCAAUGGGUUGAGCAACUGUGUCUGUGGGAUUGGGACAAGCUUCCUAGUUCUGCUGGUGUAUGUCAUAUUGUUUGGCUUUUCCAUGAGCCUUGUUGGCUCUUUGUUGUUCACUGUACUGAUGGACACUGUGGAAAUGAGCCGCUUCCCAUCUGCCCUGGGCCUCAUCAGCAUUAUGGAGAGCAUCAUGCUACUGCUUGGACCACCAUUAGCAGGAAUCCUGGUGGACAGCACUGGCCAAUACAUCUAUGUGUUCUUCGCCUGCAGCGUAACAGGCUCCACGGCUGGUCUCUUCAUCAUGCUGUCCUUCUACUGGCUGGACAGACGAAGAGACCGAGAGCAGGUCAAGAGUUCUUCAGCUCAUCAAGAUCCUCAUUCCCUGAAGCCAAGCCUUAAAAUGACCAUAGACUGUGAAUACAGUCCAGUGCCUUUACACAGUAAGAACAGCAGAGAUACAGAGACUGAUGUGUGAUUGUCCUGCCAAAACACAACAUGUUGUAACUAAUGCAUUCAUUUGACUUCAUCAAUCCUUUUCUUACUGGCGAUGAGUCAAAUUUAGAUUUUGUAGGCUACACAAAGUUAGGGUGUGUGAUAUUUAAUAUCUACAGUAAUUUCAAUUGCCCACCGCACCCCCCCACCCCCCUCCCCCCCACUCAAAAGCAAAUAAGCCAAUUGCAUUUGAAUAUCAGUUCCACAGGACUCAGUAUUAGGAUAUAGUUUUUAGCGGCUUUGAGAAAUAUUGGAAGAUUUUGGUUCGAUGGUGUACGUUACCAGAAAUUAAAACAAUGGGGGUUGCUUGAUCCUGAGAGGACUAUUUAAUUAUACUUGAGAAUGUGGCAAAAUCUUAAAAUGUGGUAAAAAUCAGCACUGGUCAGUGCUUUUGAAAACACUAUUGGUUGGGUUUAGGAAAGGAGG